Lucilia cuprina (Australian sheep blowfly) is the source of this 1637-nucleotide messenger RNA. RefSeq names its product polyadenylate-binding protein. Lineage: Eukaryota; Metazoa; Arthropoda; Insecta; Diptera; Calliphoridae. Bases 634 to 1614 code for a protein of 326 amino acids. The transcript is spliced from 2 exons. Gene Ontology annotation, molecular function: mRNA 3'-UTR binding; poly(U) RNA binding; poly(A) binding. Gene Ontology annotation, cellular component: cytosol; ribonucleoprotein complex; nucleus. The record is from RefSeq and is a predicted model, not a curated record.
AAAAAAAGAAUUUUUUCGUCUGCUGCACUUUUUAGCUGCGCUUGUAAUUUUUGUGUAAAAAAUUUAUAAAAAAAUCACAAAUUAGUUAAUAUUUUAUAUUAAUCUAUAAUAUAACAAAUAUAUAUUAGUUUUAUAAUAAAAUUAAUACAAUAACUUAAAAUAAAAGCAGAAAAAUAUAAAUUUUAUACAUUGCAAAAAGUAAUCAAGAAGAAAAAAAGUGAAAGCCAAUUUUGUGUGAUAAUUGGGAAAAAAUACAAGCAAGAGAGUAGCCUGAAAACUUGAAGAGAAAUAGCAAAGAGAAUAUUAAGAGAAGACAAAAUAUAUUUUAUUUUUUUUUUGCUUCCAAACAGGAAACGUAUCGAAAGAAAAUAAAAAAGCAGAAAAGUGCAGCAAACGUUAAAUACAGGUGGAUUUUCUUUUUUUAUACACUAACCAGCUAAGAAAAAACUAAAAAAAUAAAAGUUAAAAUAUAUUUAAAAUUUUUGUCAUUAUUUAAAAAUAAAAACCGUCAAAAUUCUCGGCUUAAAUAACAAUUCAAUUUAUAUCAAUAAACUUCAUCCGAAUCAUAAUAUAAAUAAAUUAACGCGUUCAAAUAGCACACACCACCACCACAACAACCGAAAUCUGCCGAUUAUGUUUGUCAACUCAAUGACGUUCCGUGGCAAUCCGGCGGCUGCCAGCCAUCAUUACCAUCAACAGCAAUCGGCUCUAAAUCAUCACGCCUCUUUAGCGGCUGCUGCUGGACAUCCUCUGGCUGCCGCUCAUCACGCUGGCCAACAGGCAGCUCAGCUUCACCAUGCUGCAGCACAUACUGGCGGAGCUGGACCACUGGGUCAUCAUUUGACCGCUCAUACGGGCCAUCAUGGUGCAGCCGGCAAUAACAAUCAUCAUUUAGCUGGCAGUCAUCUUAAUCGUACUCCUCAUGCUCCAAUGGGUCUGGGUACUGGUAACAUUACUUCCAUUUCUCCUCAUCUUUCGGCGGGCAGCACUUCUUCGGGCAGUGCUUCGAGCACUAAUUCUCCCGAUGGCGGUAAGAUCUAUAUUAAGAAUCUAGAACGGUCAAUUGAUAACAAGGCCAUGUACGAUACCUUUUCGGUAUUCGGCAACAUACUCAACUGUAAUGUGGCCAAGGAUGAGCAUGGAAAUUCACGUGGUUAUGGUUUCGUACAUUUUGAUACUGAGGAUGCUGCACGCGUGGCCAUCGAAAAGGUUAAUGGCAUGUUGUGUAACAAUCAAAAGGUUCAUGUUGUCAAGUAUAUACCAAGACGCGAUCGAGAACAGGAAAAGGCUACACAAUUUAGGAAUUUGUAUGUGAAGAAUUUCAAUGAGGAUUUCUCGGAACAACAUAUGCGUGAAAUGUUUGAACCAUUUGGACGUAUUACCAGUCAUAAGAUCAUGACCGAUGAAGAAGGACGCUCUAAACGAUUUGGCUUUGUGGCUUUUGAAAAUCCCCAAUCAGCUCUGGCAGCUGUCAUUGCAUUGAACGGCAAACAAUUGGGUGACAAGUACCUUUAUGUAGCUCGAGCUUUAAGUAAAAUUGAGCGUCAACAAGAAAUCAAUCGUAAAUUAGAAGAACGUAAAAGACAAAAACCAGGUCAAGUAUUUUUUUAUUAAACAAUGGAAAUAAAAAGUAAAAA